Messenger RNA from Nicotiana tabacum (common tobacco), 991 nucleotides. Its product is annotated as prefoldin subunit 3-like. Gene Ontology annotation, cellular component: prefoldin complex; cytoplasm. Gene Ontology annotation, molecular function: tubulin binding. Lineage: Eukaryota; Viridiplantae; Streptophyta; Magnoliopsida; Solanales; Solanaceae. The record is from RefSeq and is a predicted model, not a curated record. Gene Ontology annotation, biological process: tubulin complex assembly; microtubule-based process; protein folding.
AUUCAGGGUUUUGCCGCUCCAACUAAAAAAAAGUGAGAAAAACCACAAGAGAAUAAUCACCGCGAAGGAAUCUCUACGGAGAUGGCGGCAAGUGGUGUAACGGAGAGAAGGGGAAUACCGGCGGCAGCAUUUGUAGAAGACGUACAGUCGUAUCUCAAUGAAUCUGCUCUCGAUGUCAACUCUGCUCUUGCCUUCCUCCAAGAAAGACUUCAGCAGUACAGAGUGGUUGAGAUGAAACUUCUGGCUCAGCAGAGGGAUCUUCAGGCAAAGAUUCCUGAUAUAGAGAAAUGCUUGGACAUAGUUGCUAAUUUGCAAGCUAAGAAGGGCAGCGGUGAGGCACUAAUUGCUGAUUUUGAAGUGUCAGAAGGGAUAUAUUCUCGGGCAAGAAUUGAAGAAUCUGAUUCGGUGUGCCUAUGGCUUGGCGCAAAUGUCAUGUUGGAGUAUUCAUGUGAAGAGGCUACCAUCCUCCUUAAAAGAAAUUUGGAAAAUGCAAAAGCCAGCUUAGAAGUUCUGGUUGCGGAUUUGCAAUUUUUGAGGGAUCAAGUGACAAUUACUCAGGUCACGAUUGCUCGAGUAUACAACUGGGACGUGCAUCAACGUAAACUUAAACCAGCUGCCAGUCCAAAAGAAUCAUGAGAAACAUGUAUGUUGGUUAAUAGAAGUGGUGUGGUGCUCACUUUUGCUGCCAAGAGUACGAUUCAGAUCUUUCUUGUUCAUCAUUUUAGGUUGCUUCUUGACUCUCCUCUAGCAGGAUCCUGAAUUUGUUCAGACUGUCAAUUGUUUUGCUUGUACCAAUUUUGUAAGACAGCAAAUAUUUGUUGGUGAGUUCGUGCAUUUACUAGAUGGUUAGGAUCUAAAAUGUAAUGAUUCAAUUGUUGCAAGGAUUGUUAAAUCAUGGUAUGACCAUGUCUAUGUUGUUUCUAACGGAUUAACCUUGUUUGAGCCAUUGUACUGCUGUAUAAUUUAAGCAAAACCAAGUCUUUGGAAGAUG